Molecule: messenger RNA, 26248 nt
Organism: Spirometra erinaceieuropaei
Lineage: Eukaryota; Metazoa; Platyhelminthes; Cestoda; Diphyllobothriidea; Diphyllobothriidae
Source: the annotation of a GenBank genome assembly
AUGACCCGAGGUAAGACGUUUGCGUUUAAUGUAUCAUAAACGAUUUUGCUUAUACUAACGGCCACUAUGAAAAAUAAUUAGAGGCCACUGGUUUACAUAUGGUUUUCUAAGGACACUUCAGUGUAAAAGAGUAGUCUCCAUAAUUGAUUUCAAAUUUAGCGAGAUUCUAUUCAAAAUGUAAAUGUCGUUUUUUGUUGGGAGCUACACAGUUCAUGAUGUAAUAUUAAUAUUCGGUCGCGGCCUUCUUAACGAAAAAGAAGCAACCGCUAAAGAAUAGACAAUGAGGAAAAAUAUGUGUAUUUCACGAAUUUUAUUUAGUAUUUUAUGUCAAACAUUAGAGAUGCAAUAAUGUCUUACCGGACAGGUAUAACCCACACAAAUGUAAAGGCAAAUAUAUGUGGGUAAAGUGUCAAGUCGGACAUUUGAACUUUUUAUAGGAUAUCAUAUCCAAAUUGCCGCACAUAUUUUUGCGUAUAUUAUUAACCGAUUUGCAUUCAAGAAAUUUUAUUAGACGUACAGUAAAUUUCCUUUGCCAAAACGGCACUUAUUUUGUAGGUUGUCGAAAGUAAUCAUUGAGUUUGUCAUCAGACUUAGAAACAGAGAGUCGUCCUCAUUGCGCGCACAAACACCUAAUAUAUUCUCAUAUAUUUAUGCCAGACUCAGGCAUCAGUUUUAGAAGAAAUCGGACCGCGUCAGAUAAGCUUAAAGAGAUACGUUCAUUUUUAACAAAAAACUCGAAUGACUUCUGAAACUAACCGCUUAAUACAGGGAAUUCAUUAUUUGCCAGAUGACUCAACAUUAAAUAUCUUUACUAAAAAGACAAAUACAAUAGAAUCGAUAGAACGCAAUAUUUAGUUGAAUAUGAAAGGAUACAUUAUCAACAGGUGUACGUAUUAGACGAUUCCGAACUUAAUUAGAAGAGAAUUAUUAGAACGACAGGCAAAGAAAACAAUGUUGCUUCAAUUAGAACUGAGCGUAAAAAGCUGCUCAUCGUGAGGUUGUCAGUUCCUGUUGAAAACAGUUCAUUAGUCUGAUAUCAAUCCUCUUCACUGGCAAGUAAAGUCACAUACAUAAUACCAGUAGCAUGUAGUUUCGUUAUAAAUACAGCACUCUAAAUCUUACAGCCGUUUGACAAGGAUAUUUGCAGAAGUGCCUCUAAAGGUACAGGUGUAGGAGCUAGCGAUAUGGAUGUGCAGAAACUUAUGCGUUGAAAAACCAGGUGAAAUAAUCAUAUUGUAAUGAAUGCGACAAGACUUUGAAGGUUCCAAAUCAUCAGAAUGAACGUCUAGGACUCUGAUAUUUAUGAUAUGUGAGGGUAAUAUGUCAAAAUAUUUCCUUAACGUGUAUCAGCCAUUCUUUGCAAUUUUUAAUUUUCUACAGAUAGACUGUUCUUUUAUCGAAAAGGCUUAACGUAAAACAAAACACAAGCUGACCUAAAAAUGAACUUUACGUCUUGAAAUGAUCUUUAAUUUUGCACAGAAAGAUCCAAUGUCCUUUUUUACUUUUUUUCGCUUACAGACGUCAUUUAUUACUGCCUGUUUAACAUAUGGCAAAUUGCAUGGAUAUUUGUGGCUCUAUUAAAGUUAAAUAUUUUGCAACGCGUUUGAGCUAGUUAAAAUAUAUUAUCGCACCUAGUUGGGCGAUGAUUCGUAAAAUAUACAAAUUAUCAAGUUCUUUUUUAUAGUCGCCGCGAUAAUGCUCGUUUGGAAGCCUGACUUUAAACGACAAAAUCCAGGAAGUUAACUUGCAUCUGGAAAUGGUCAUUCUUUUAAAUUUCCUGAUUAUUAAAGGGAACUGAAAGCAACUAUGGUGUGUGCGAAGAACACUUCAAUUCCAGCACUCUUACAUUUGACUUAAUUAUUAUUUAACAAUUCAAAUCGAAUACAUCUCAUGUGGAAAAACUACUAAAAUUGCUGGCAGUGUAAGACAAUAUAUUUAACCAAGAAGGCCCGAAGGAAAAAUAAUGCUGCUCUACAUUUUGUGACACCAAUCUCUCAUCCGACGAAAUGAACAUCAUCCUUGUUCAUUUAUCUUAAUAAAACGUUACUGUUGCCACCGUGAACAUUCAAGGCUGAAGCCUUUUUUAUAACGAGCAUUUUUGCAUCACAAAUACGUACAAUUAAUUUAAUGAACCAAGAGAUGCACUGAAACUUACGAAACAUUUCUAAUUACUUCCAAACCGACAAAACGAGUGAACAAAAACCCCGAAUUAAUAAUGAGCGACAUCACGCGAAUUGAAACAUAAAAUAAAUGUAGUUGUCGAGAUUUUCUUUCAGAAAUAGACUUUUUAAAACGCAAAAGUAAAGAAAACGCCAAAAUCCCUAAUAUUGAAGAUUCUUAUGUUCAAAAUGUUUAAAAAGGCUGUCUGUGCAACCAAAUGAGUGAAAAAAACACAAAAAGUGGAAUUAAGUUUGCAAGAGUAAGUUGGAUAUAAGAUUUUCCUUAAGGUCUUCGUUAACAUUUUACCGAUUUCUAAAUAUAAUCUCUUUUCUUUUAUCAUAUGACAUCCGACUCAUGUGGAGAAAAAGAAGUCUGUUUCAAAGUAUGGUAGAUUUUGGGUUGUUAAACAUCAAGCCGAGACCACUCUUGCCUAAUUUAAAAUGAGGUUUGGAUGCGCAAACUUAGUACAGGAGGACUAUUGGCAAAUAUACCUAACAAAAUACAAGGUUACGUGGUUUUUGACUCCAAUGUAUAAACAUGCAGACUGAGACGAUUGCAUAUAAACGCACUCUAUAUGCAAAAGAACACUUUCUGUUCGGAUUAGACAAACAAACAAAACAUGCAUCAUCCUAAACGCAAAGUAAUUGUCUCAAUUUUCUUUAACGCGUUUCAUAAAACAGACCAUAUCCUGUAUAUUAAUUAUAUUCGGGAAAUAACUUGUAAGCUGCACUUACCACAAAUCAUACUGAGAUAAAAAGCGCUCCCAUUUAUAGGCCUUGACAGCAAAAACAUGAAUAACAUCCGUUUGAGCUGGUUCUUAUGUUACAAUUAUAAGAACCUUCUUUAUGUGAAUAUGUGCCGGCAGUCUUAUUACUUGCUUGUAGUAAUUGUGUGUUACCGCGAUUCCAUAGAGAAUAAUCGUCUUUGGCCCAAUUUUCCCUAAAACUUUGUCUUUUACUUUAAAAUGUUGUUUUAAAUGCUCGAAUGCAUGUCACUUCACCAAAGUAUAGAAAACGUCUCAAUAUUGCAAAGUUGUUUAAUUUAAAAUUGCAUGUGAUAGGCUUUGCAUAUGUUAUGAGCAGUAUUUCGUCAUAUUUGUUCGUGGUUCCGGAAACUGUUCUAUUAUAUUUGCAUGACAAAUUAGUAACGUCGACACCUAAAUAUGUUUCUAAGUACUCUCCCUUCACUGACCAGGUGGUAAGAGAUGGGGAUACAUUGUUGACGAAAAAAACGCUAACAGGUUGGAAGUUAGCUGCCGCCAAUAUACCGCAUGUUAAAGCAGUUUGGCAGUUGCUUCUAUAAUUACUAAUAUUUGACAUACUGCAAGCCUUAAGAGAAUGAAGGAAGUAGGAUUUAAGGGGAUCUGCAGAGAGAGCAAUUUUACAUCCAUGAAGAAUUACUCUCCGUUUGCCGAAUACGACUUUUCGAUAAAUAGAUCCGAGUUCAACAGCUGCCGAAAGACAAUAGUUUGCAGUGAAGUAUUAUUUUUGAAAAGAAGAUAUAGAUCAAGAUUUUAAAGGCUAACAUAGUAUUGUACUAAGCCUGUCAUUAGCGGAAAAGUAAGGGAUCAAAUAAGGUGAGUAUCCUUCCUUGUCAACAAUAUCCAUGGUCUGUUGUCGUCACUCUUAUAAAAUAAUAUGAAAUUGUACUAACAAUAGCUGCUAACAUCAACUUUCCUUGAACGAGAAUACCUUGGCGUCCAUAAAUUAGUAUUGGGUUCAUUAAACUAAAAUAAAAAACUGGAAAUUCACUUGUAAGGCUUAGAAACCAUCUUUGUUUAUUGUCCUUCCGAAUUACUUCAUGUAUUAUUUAGAUGUUACUUUGAUAGGGGCAAUCAAUGAUGUUUUGGAUGAAACUUCUUACGGUCUUAUACCUAAAUUAAUCUAACACGUUCCAUAUUGUGAGGUAUGGGAUUUGAUUUGGUUAGAACGUUUUGAUCGUCGUAAGAUGCAGAGGCUCAUUAUAUUUACCCACUAUUGCAAAACGGUGCUGUAACAAAGUAUACAGUUUUGACUGGAAAUAAUGACAAGUAAAACAAGUACGUUUGACAGUCUGCUGUCGCGAUUUUGAUAUUGUGAAGGUGAAUGUUCUGCCUUUAUCUACGCAUUUAUAGGUGACUAUCAUCGCGCUGGUGGAAACAGUCAUAAUCAGGGAAACAGCCAUUACUACUCGUCUUCAUUUGGUUCCGAAUCUCACAGCUACCACGGAACGGGUGGGGCACAGCAUCACACAUCCCACGGCGGUGGUCAUUUCGGGGGUGGAGGACACGGGGCCAUGGAUGCCACAUUCAUUUGGAAGCUCAGCAAGCUCGGUCGCAUUGGAUCCAGCAGGUUGCGCUUUGAUGAUGAUUUUGCUGAUCGGCUUAACUACCAGUUCAGCGGUGUCUUAAUGUUCCUCUUCAUUGGAGUUAUCGGCAUUCGACAAUAUGUCGGUUAGUCCACUCUACUUGUUAACUUUGCAGUCCCUAGCACUUUAUAUCCAGCUCCAACCGAUGAUUCUUCUUUAUACUCUUGUCUGACGCUAACCAAACAUCCAGCCAACAAAGACAGCUCGCCAAGUUCGCAAUUUUCUGCUUAAUAAUCAAAAUUAGGCAGAGAUAGCACGCCCUAAGGUGCCGGAGGUUCUGAGGGCUUAAGCAAAGUCAACAGUUUUUCUAGCAAGGUCCUCAGCACUGCAUUACCAACUAACAGUAUAUUCAGAGGUGUUUUGGCAGAUUUCAAAUAAUGCACGUUGACCCCACUAUUGAAAACUUGGUGUCUAGAUGGACUUCGAGUUCAGGACAACAAAGGACAACUUUAGUACAGCCAACGCUCUAACCCUCUGAGCUACGAACCGUUUAUCGACUAAGAUUUGUAAUAGUCCGUUAUAUUGUAGUAGCAUGCACCACUCUAUACAGAGUGACGGCCACUAAAUCCAGCAAAUGCGAUGAUGAAGUUUAAAUUUAAAAAAAAACGACUUGAUAAUGUAAACAUGGAAUCCAUUUCUGUUAGUUUACUCAAGUAAGUUAUGGCCAUAGACAUUGCAUGCCGUAAAAGUUACUGACUUGUUCAAGCAUAAGAUAAUGAAAGAGUGAAAAGUGGAGUCUUAUUCUCGUUGCGUUUCGAAAUUACAACGAUGAACGAUCGGGGCACAUUAAGCUAGCUUGAACGCAAUCAAAUGUUAAGUACAUAGUUUGCGCAGAAAGUUGUGUUGACGAAUGAACAAUUAAAUUCAGAUAAAAACAAACCCGCCUAACCUUAUUGAUCAAAGAAUGAGUUUUAAAAAAAUAGAAAUAUUUCCCGGUUGUGAAUAUAUUUGACGGUAAAGAAAGCCACAUCCUAAGACUAUUUGCAUCUGAUAUAACAGGUUUUUUGCUCACUUUACUAAAAGAAUUUGAAAGGACAUAUAGAAACGUUUUUAAACUCCCAGCAAGGCCACAUUAUUGAACAUUAGAUUUUUCCUCCGUUAAAUGAUAUUUUAUCCUUUCGCAUGAGAAUAGCUUUAUGGGUGAAACGCUGCGCAAACCAAUACGAUAAGUAAUAAUGACAGACUGCAAUAGCCCAGACACUUGGAAAAAUCGGUUUUGACAUAAAACUGGGUAGAAAAUCAGUAACUCGCAUAUUAUACACGUCAAUAUGAAUGGGCUUAACUGUCCAUAGGAUGGUUGUGUUUGAAAAUAUUUCUAGUGAUGUGGAAUAGUCGAUUAAAUGCAGGAGGACAUAUUUGUUGUUCAUUGCUAUGAUAAACAAGUAACGCAUGUAAUAUUGCCAGUAACUUUUGAUAAAUCCCAUUGUGCUUUGGGUAUAGCAUGCCAAAAUUGUAAUAACCGGUCAAGCAACGUUUGACAAAAGAGAUGAAUAUAUUUUACGUUCUCUUAUAUAAUUUAUCGAAUGAUUUGUAACUGAUCUAACUGAGCAUUCGCUGACUCUUAUUUCCUUUGUGUUAGAAUUUAUAUGCGCGACAAGUAAAUUAGUUUAAGCAUAACUAUGCAGACGACCUCUAUUUGGUCCUCGGUUUGUCUAUUUAUUAGCUAUUAAGGGCUUAAGAAUUGCAUCCGUGUGUAAGUAGUAACGUUUGCACUACAGGAUAUAGUUUGGUGACAAGGAGUUUAAAGGGAAUCAUUCGUUACGCUUUUCCACUUAGUUAAUGGCGGGAUGGCGUGAGAUUUUAAUUAAAUUUACGCGCCAUUACAACUGUGUUAAUCGAUGUGGAGGUUUAUCGUAUGCUCUGGUGUAACUGUUUAAGGCUAGUAAAAGAAAACCAACUACAGCCGCAGACCUAAAUCGGGCCUUGGGUUUAAAUAAGUUGGUCGUCGCUUUUGCGGCUAGACUGUUUUGAAAAUUAUGGGUUGUCACGCAAUCGACGAUGUAAAUUUACUUCAUUUAUUCGAGGUUCACACCAUACUAAGACCUACGUUCUUCGUUGAUCAGAAUGCAUAAGCGCAAAAGCGUUUGCGAGGGCAUUCAUGAAAUUUUUUCAGAGUUGCGUUAUUCGGUUCAUAUAUCAUCUUGGCCCCCAACAAGUUCAGCAAAAGUACUGGUGGUUCAUCAUGCAAGGCAUUUUGUCACGCAUGACUCGAGCCAUGACUUAUUGUAACUAAGUAUUUUAUACACCUCAGGAUGCCAGUCUUCGAAGAAGAAUCCUAAAAUGAGCUACAUGAAUAAUGCUUUCGUAGAAAUUAUUGCUUGACUAACGCGAGUUUUACUUUUUUAAAUGCUCGCGUACGCUAGCUCAAAGCCUCAAGGCAGAGAGCGUUUCCUACAAUCAAUUUAUAAAAAGGUGCACACUAGAAAAAUGUGGGCUUUGGUGUUUACAGGGUUCGUUCGUUGGCGCAAAGUAAACCAGCAUUUUCAUUUUCACGAACAGUUACUUGUUUUUGUGCUGUGUGCACGCCCCUUGAAAAUAAGUUAUCUCUUUAUGCUACAAUGAACGAGUUCCCUGCUGGUUAUAUAAUCAUUUAGUGUAGAUAGGUUAUGGUAAUACUUUUAAGGGGUUUGGAGAAUUAAAGAUAUAAAGCUUUAUGAAAUUAAAGGCCAGAUCUUAAAGACCUCUGGAGAGUGCAGGCCUUAAGUUAAAAAUCGCAACCCCUUCGAUACAAGUGUGGUUUUAGGCAUUUUAGAAGGUCCAGUCGAAUGUGCUUGAGGCAUCGAGAACAAGUUUAAAAGUUACGAGUAAAAUAGCAAUUUAGUUGCUGGUAUGCUUCACGCAGGCGGACAGAGAGGUGCUCAACCGAAGAACAGUAUCGUCACCUGUAUGAAUUUUGUUAAGAUUACCUCUACUGCUCAGUACUCCAGAUACACUGACGUAACGGUUUCUCUAAAAAGCAAACUUCGAAAGUUAGGGAUAACCCACGGGGCUUUAGUCGCACGUCAUGCAUCUCAGCUGAGUUUUUGGAUGUGAAAGCAUUUUAUUCAUAUUUGAAUGAGGCAAGCAUUUUUGCGUAAUAUCUGGCUUGAUGCACCUGUAUUUCGCUGUGCGUGUAUGACAUGAUUUUUGACCUUAACGAGUGAAUAGUGUUUGAAUCGAUACCUUUAUUUACAUAACAAGGAGUGCUCUUAAACUGUAUUGGAUUUCAAUAAGUCUGACUAUGUGAGUACUAGUGAGUUUCAAUAACUUAAGCGAAAUAAAACUCUGUUGAAUCGGCCAUGAUUUUCUGAGUGUCGAUUUGCACAAACGGCUUUCUUACCACUUUGAAAGAAAGAAUACUGCCAACCAGGAGAGGUAGCACAAAAGACUCAUCUGUUUUGGCAUUGCUUACAAGGGCUAUGAGCUCCUCGUACAGAUAGAAGGGAUGCGAAGUGCAAACAACGCAUCAAGCUGAAAUUAAAAAUAUGCUGGCCGCAAGAUAUGACCCUGAAGAGACUGUAUAUUUAAAUAAAGUUUACUAUAGAAUAUUUGCCGCCUGAAUUUUUCGUCAGAGUAAUUAACAGUCAGAAGUUUUACAGACUUUUCAAACAAAAAUCUGACUUUUAAUACAUAUCGGUCUUAGUGAAUACUCUGUAAAGGGCAUUUUGCAAUUUACCAUUAGCAAAUAUACAACCUGCGUUACUAUGUUCUCAAAAUAAAUGAAAACUCAGAAUUGCAUGAUUCCAAAAUUGUUCAAAAAAGAAUAAUGCAUGUCAGUUUACGUAUAAAUUUUGACAUUAACUUUUUAAAAUAAUUCACGGGCUUUUCACUAGGUUGAUUUCAAAGCCUAGUAAGCGUGACCUUAUACUUAUUAUUAUUUCGUUCCGUGAAUCAAGGGAAAAUAAAGCAGGGUAAAUUGCUUCAUUGAAAGAUGCUCACUUGUAUUAGGUUUUGCGUCUACAAUGCUAAUUAUUCCCAAAAUUCAGGAAGAAUAGAAUAGGCAAGUGAAAAUUUGUAGCAACCCGGUAAGUUUUACGAUCACCCAAAUGUAAACUUAAGCAAAGAAUAAGUUUCUGUAGGUAAAGCAUCGCUGUGGCGAAUAAGUCGCAAGAACCUGAUUUACGGAAGACGCAUGUUAAGUGGUAGUUCAAACGACUAAUCGAAAAAUAGAUAAGUCUAUGGAAAAUCGUUUUUGCGAUCCGCAACCAUAAAAUGUUAACCUGAAGAGAUGCCAUUUGACUUAUAAGCCGGACAGUUCAAAUGAUUACCGACACACCUAGCAAAAAAAAUUAAAAUUCAUAGAACGUCUUUACACCUUGCAGUUACUUGUUUAUUUUCAAUAUUGUAAACUGAUAUGCAACUCUUUGCCUUUAAAAAUCAUAUUUGUCCUGCAAAAACCCCAAAUGAGUUAUUGAGAUUCCAUUAUAAGGUAGUUCAAAGCUCAAAGCUGGUUUAAGUUUUUUGUAUAGAUUUAAUUAUGCUACUUUAGGUCGCAUCUUUUAUGCGCAGAUAUAAAGUGAUUUUUAGGUGAUAGAGAAUAAUACUCAAUCUAUUAUUAGUUUUCAUAGGGGACUGUAUGAAAUGGAGGUGAUGAUGCUUUAUAUCACCCUCUGCGUAAUGUUCGUAACGUCAUAUUUAGGGUAAAAAAUAUUGGUUUGUAAAACAAACAACAAAUAACUACAGCAUUAAGAUGCAACAGACGAGAUUGUGUGUAAAUCUCAGGAAAUGGAAGCUUUAUUUUGCAAUGUGCUUAAACUUUUGUCAGCGGCCAAUAAAAUGAUUUAUAUUUUCGGCACUUCGUCAAGAAGCUUAUUUGGUUAUCUUCUUUAUAUGAUGUUUUUUGCUUAACAUAUUAUUCGAGUGCAAGAAGUACUCUCUCGGAUAUUACAGGACAAGAUAUAUAUAGUAUGGUAUAAACAAUUGGCCAGUGCUACUUAUCAAACCUACCUAUGCUCAAAAAGCUUUGGCGUUUAUAUUAUAUAUUAGUUCAGGAAGAAAUUGCCAGGUAAAACGAACAAAAUGCAAAUUUUUAAAACAGUUCUGAUCGUGUGUGCAACAUAAUUUUGUGGACUAUGACUCAUUAACUUGAGCUUUUAUUGUAGCUGAUGAUUUACCGUAGACACACAUUUGACGUUUAUUUUUUGCCUACAUCUCAGGAUGCAUCGAUCCACGUAAAUAUCCAUGUUUUCCUUACUUUAAUGCCGACAAGCCUAAUCCCUUUGCGAUCAGCACAAAUGGUUUUUGGACUGCCAAAGCGGGCAGUCGCAUUCCUGUUGCGAUAUGUUUAAGUCGUACAUCACUAACGUCCACCUUCACAUGACCUGAAGCCGGAGAAAGUUUUAUGCUUUUUUCUUUCGAGAACGAACUGCCCAGCACAUGUUCAGUAGGAUUUCUGACCUGACAUUCCUGCGUCCACGAGGUCGUGGGGAAUCUGUAAAGGUCGAUAGUGGUGCAUGCUAGUUUACGCUCCAAGAAAUCAGCCAUGUCAGAACAAGCAAACAAACAGGGUCAGAAACUUCAAGUUAUAUAUUUAUAAGUUUCUGUUGACAUUAAAAGUGCGAAAUAACGGAGUCCCCGAUAAAAAUCCAUUUCGACAUCUGCGAAAUCUGUUAAGAACUACACAAAUAUUUUUGCCCACAAGAUUCUAAGAGUAUAAAAAUUGACCCAAAAGUUUACAAUCUAGAGGAAACAAUCAAAUUUGGAAAGAAAGUGAAAAAUGACAAUUCAUGCUAAAGAUGUUUCCCGCAGGAUAAGGCAGGGUUAGGUCGACAUAUGCGGCUAUUACACAAACAAAUGCCAAAGCUGUAAUAGCAGAGUUGUUUUCACAUGUCAUGAUACUUUUUUUGUAUGCAAAGAGCAUUGCACGAUUUCACUUUUAGAUAAGGAAGAAUGAGUAUGAUAUGGUUCGCGUGCUCAGUUUUCGAAAUCACGUCGCUAUAUAAAGAAUUUUACUUUGAAGAUCUGGGUUUACUUAAAGACACCACCGUCGCACACUACAGCAUAUUAAUAUUUUUGCGUUUGUCAUUAGUAUGGAAUACUGUUCUUUAUACAGAAACGUCUCAUAUAAAUUCCCUUUUUUAUUUUAUAGUAAAAACGCUUAUUGAGCAAACAAACUCACGUAUACUUACCUAGCCUGCAGGGCUGUAUUAAAAAUGCUGGAAUGCAGUAUCUAUUCAAGAGACGUUUUGCCAUUCCACUGAGCAUCAAACGUUUUAAAAACGAACUAGAGUCAUAAAAUGGCUGGCGGAUCUUCAAUACGCAGUAAUUUAUAAAUGCUUUAAUGACACGCAUGUGCAUUAGUUUCUGGAAAGGUCCAAGUUUUCAAGGCAUUAAUUUUAUGGACAAAGUAAUCUUAACAAAACUUUGCGCAAUGUAAUGAUUUAAAUAAUAACGAAUAAAUGAUUUAUCAUCGUAUGCGACUGCCAUGCCGAAUUUGUGGACUUUAAACGCAAACCUCGAUCAUCAUAAGAAGAUUCAUUGAUUAUCCUGCUCUGUGUAUUCUAGGUGCCAUAUCUAUAAAAAUAAUAUUUUUGGAAAGUUACAAACGUUGACGAAUAAAAUUGACCAUUUGAAUUUCCCCCGUUAUUUACCAGGCUAUCUUAUUUUGCGGCAAAAACGUCAAUAAAUGGAAAAGUAAAUUUUACGGCAAGUCAAAAGAAUAGAAAACUAUAGGCGUUUGAUAUUUUGGCCUACGAAUGGAGUACAGUGCCUGCAGCACGCUAAAAGUCAUGAAGGUGCAAAUGAGCAUUGCACCAAUUUUAAAAAUGACGCGGAGUUGGUAGUUGUUAAUGUCUGAAAUGGAGAAAAGUUGAAAUUUGAUAAUAGCUGGAAAAUAAAAGAAGAGAUUUUUUGCCGUGAAAGACUGCGUUGCGAUGAUAAACAACUCACAACUGCAGAUCAAGCGGCGUGCCUUCAGUCACAUCUUACUAGCUUUGUUUCUCGUUUUCGUAUUUUAUAGCAGUUUUUGAAAAAAGACCUACACAAGGGCUGUCUCGCUUUAGAAGCAUUGUUGGAUUUUUAUCAAAGUUUUUGCAACAGUUACAAGGACAACGGGGCAGAUAUCUCCAUAAGCACCUUUGUCGUUCGUUGCACAAAUUUUUCAUUUUUUAAAUACCUAGUCGCACUUAUUUCAAUCUAGAAUCAAAAGUUGCUAAAUUUUAUGCAACGAUAACUUGCAUAUUUAUUGCUUAUUUAUAGCCUGGUUAUGUUUCGACAAAACACGCGCAUUCGUUGAUGAGUUGGCGAUAGUGGGGCCGAUUAACUUAGCUUCUUUUAUCGCAUGCAUUUUAAAAUUUUGAUGCAUACCUUAAUCUCUCAGAACCCUGUCACGUGAAAUUAAACGUCCCUCCACACUUUUGGUCAAAUAUCCCUACGCUGUGUUUAUAAAAACAUCAGUAUAAAGCUACAGUGCAUGCGGAGUUACAUUAUAGAGAAAUAAACCGAAGGUCGACGUCUAAUUACCUUCUCCACUUAAGCAUUAGAUUCAGGUUUAUUCACUUUCUACUAUUUAAAUGCACUUUGAAAACUGGCAUACACGUAGGCGUAUGAACCGCCGGAAGACCGGAAUAUACAUUCGGUAAAGCAGAUUAUUUAAAGAAAGUCAUUCUUCGACAAAUCAGUUUGGCCUCGGCAUUAAGCGGAAUCUUAACCCAACGGUUUUAAUAGUCAUUAGUUUUAUCUAUUAAAUUAUUUUACCGCUUUGGUUGUCUAGGUUUCCAUUUUCAAGUCAGUAUCCUUCACGAGACCGCAUUAUACCCUCUGCUGUAAUUAUUUUUUUUAUAUAAAAGACUAUGGGUCGUAACUUAGGCAUUAACAGAGCACAUUUUUCAGCUUGCAACUACCAUUGUUCAUCCACUUGGCGCUUUCUAGAGUACGAAAGUCGCCAUCACCAAACACAAUAUCGAUAUCACAAUUCACAACAAUUAACACCAGCGGCAGACUGAAGCAUCGUGCGUCAAUAGGUCAACUGUUAAUGCAUGGAGAAUGGGUUUGGGUUCUGUGAUAAAAACUACCAUAACUGUCCUGUGGACGAUGGAAGACGGCGGUGGGCAUUAUCAAUCUUGCCGGUGCAAUUAUCAGCAUCAUUUGAACAGACUGAACUGGUUGCUGCUAUACGGCUGUUUUUUAUCGGUGUUCUUCCUACUUUCUUACCCAUUUUGCAAUUCUAGUAUGAAUAUUGCUUUCGUGUACACACUCAGGGUAGCCAGACUACCAUUUACUUAGUAACAGUAACAAAAGUCCUGCUGCCGGAUUUCAUUUAAAUUCAGUUACCCUAGUAGUUUACUAGAGGAUUAUUAUGCGUCUAGUAGGCGCGCGGCUGCUGGAAAUCCUAAUGAGUCUCUUAUUUAAACGCCCUGUUUUUAUCUAUAAAGAGAGAUCUAUUGACUCAUAACGUUUCCAAAACUAUAUUCGAUCAUAGGUAAACCAAUCCAGUGUUGGAUACCACAGGAGUUCACGCGUGGCUGGGAGGAGUAUGCUGAAAACUACUGCUGGGUCGCUAGCACCUACUUUUCACCCCUAGAUAAGCGACUUCCUUCGACCGGCGAUCGCAGUGCCAAUCUCAUCGUUUACUAUCAGUGGGCUCCCAUCUUGAUGGCCAUUCAAGCACUACUGUUCUACUUGCCCUGUCUUAUCUGGCGAUUAUUCUACUGCCACUCUGGUUUUAACGUGCGGCGAAUCAUGCAGAUGGCAAACGACUCAAACAUUCUAUUGCCGGAACAUGGAUUUAAAAAUGUUCGCUUUAUCGCUCGCUACAUGGAGAGUUGCAUUUACCGACAACGUGACUACAAGAACCGAGACUGUGGUCGACGGGACAACAAUGCACGAUCUUCAAUGGCGCCUGCAAAUUUCCCUUAUCAAACCUCCUACCGGAUGGGCUUACAGCAAUUUCCCGUGUCCGGUGCUGGCCCAGAGACGCAAUUCCUUGCGACGAGUGAACGUCCAGAGCACGGUCUACCUCCACCCCAAUACUCCAAGUCGGUGACUGAGAGUGCCACGCCAGAGACUCGUGGCACUGUCUCCAGACCGAUGCACCACAGGGGAAUUGUGCGAAGUAACGGGGAAGCGACGGGAUCUCUCAGUCUCUCCAGGCGUCACAAAUCGCGAAAUUCCCUCUGUGAGAGGCUGAAAUUUGGUUUCCGUAAGGGUUCCCGUUCGGCCCUGUUAGGAAGACGGAGCAGAAAGUCGCCUUUAAACCCUAUCACAGACAGCCCCGCUAUACCGGGCGUGCUCUCCGUGUCUUGUGAUCUCGGAGAGCCCGUCGGUGGCCUUGGCAAAAUAUCAGCCCAUAAAGGCUGUUUUAAUCAAUCUCAGUCAAAACCAUGGUGCUGUGGCAGGCGAAGUGGAAACUUUCUGGUCGUCCUUUACUUCUUUGUCAAGGUUCUUUAUCUGAUCAACAUCGUUGGGCAGCUUGUGCUCAUGGAAAAGUUCAUUGCACCAAAUUAUGCCUUCUACGGCAUUCGAGUGUUGUUGGAUCUGAUUCAAGGUACACAAUGGUACACGUCAGGAAAUUUCCCACGAGUGACAUUUUGUGAUUUUGAAGCCAAGAAGCUAGGAAAGAACCAAAGGCAAGUACUUAUGCAAGUAUGCUUACUAACUAUGGCAGUAUUAAAACUAUUUGCCUGACUUGAUUAAGAGAACGGUCUAUUAAUACCCAUUGAUAAGUUUUUUGCGGUUAGGCAUCGCUAAAGAUUAGAAAAUCCGAAGAAAGCAAAAGAUAGAUUAAUUUUUACGACACUUUUAGGCAAACUAAGAAACUCCUUUAGCAAGAGAACAUUGCAGACGAGAUCUUUCUUUUGUCUCUUCGUUUGAUUAAAUGGUCUAUUUAAGUGUCCGUGAAGUUUUUUGAAAAUGAUGUUAUAGAGAGAGUGAAAAUAGGUUGUGGCUGGCACAAAUAAUACUGGCAAGUUAGAAAUAGUGUCGACUAACUUUGGAAGAACGGAACAACCAUUUGUGGCUUAUUUCUCACUAUUAGACAACCCCACCAACACUUGAGGCGCUGAGGGACCAAAGGCUGGAAGCCCAUUUCAGUGGGAAAUUUCGAAGUUUAAGUCUAAAACUCAUGAAGCCUGAGCUGCUGGGCUUGUCAUCAUACGCGAUUCGACCGCAAUGCGAAUACUUGAUACAGGGUUCCAAGUUUAUAAACUCCAAACAAUCCCAAAUGCAGCCGACGGAAGAUGAGCCCCAUGCCUCAUUUGCUAAAAUCCCUGAACCCGAAGUGACAUAUUGAAACCAUAUUUAAAGCACCGGUGCGGUGGCAGAUUUAGUUAAAGUGGUGUUAUCUCAUAGCGGAGUAAAAGCCUGAAAAGGUGAUUACAGUGAUUACAUUCCCAGUUUUCUGAGUACCGUUUGUAGAGAAAUCAUCGCUGUGGGCUUGAGAAUUUAAAGUACUAGGCCUAAUGUCACAACCCCUUAUUAGCUCGGCAAUCAUGCUAGAGCGUGGAGCGCUGGCCUUUCGACUGUGGUAAUUUUCAACUUGGUAAAAUAAAGGUGCGUACAGAAGGAACAAUAUUUUUCGAUACCCAAUGUGUCAGUUCUGCCUAGGCGCUGCGUGCUGGGAGCUUAUCAGUGCGAAACUAGCACUCCCAGGCCUAUUUCCACUGUUGCAAUACUUUUUGCCUUUUUAUUUUUGCCUAACUUUCCUUCAACUAAACAUAAGGCAGAAGAAACGCGGGAGGAGGAUGGCGAGAACUACUUCAGUUGGUCUGUUUUUCGUAAAACCAAAAGCGAGUUCAAAUAGAAGCAAAAGCAUAUCCUAAGCUGCAAUGAGACGAGUUAAGAUCAUGAUACAGAGAUAAGUCAAAGUGACACACCUAGCAUAAGUUAAAUACUAGUCUGGGCAUCGAGUUACGAAUGAGCUAUGAAAGUUAUUUUGUGGCUGUUAUGCAAGCUGCCCUUACGCUGUUAGUUCAACUUGUGUUUUGACUGUACACAUUUUUGAUUUACUUGACGAGACUUCAGGAAUUAAUUUCAAAUUGCUAUGCUAGUAUAAAAAGAUUUCAAAGUGUAAAGGUGUAAAUUGGUGAACGUAAUGACCAUGACAGAACCUCGAAACAGGCCGCAAGGGUUUGGUCGUGCUCAAAGCUCAAAAUCACAUACCAGUGUCUCCUGCACAGACCGAGUUUAAAGACAGGCGUAGGAACAAACGAUAAUUCAAAGUAAAGUAGAGUCUUAACAUUGAUACUUAAUUUGCUGACCACGGAGUAUGGUGACUGACAACUGCGGAAUCUCACUUUAAACAUUUUCGUACGUUUUGUCAGUUCAUCUUUUUAAGAUUAAUGUAGGUUAAGAUUGACAUUCGCUCUAUUUUCUAUGCUUGUGAUCCGUAAGAGUAUUUGUGAUAUAAAUAUGCAAAGCCUAAAUAAGUAGAUCAAAAAUGUCAAUGGAUGGGUUUGCGGCAAUUCAAGCACACUCCAAAUGCAUGACAACUUGUAUUUAAAGUGAGAGGCAACUUAUGACAUAUGAAAAUAAAACUCCGAGAAUCGCAACAAAGGGCGGUUCUGUGUGUUAUUCAGAAAGCAGCAAGGUUUUUACAAUGUCGGCAAUUAUUUUUCAUCUGUAAGUAAUUAUAAGACUAUUCACGCGGAUAGGGUUAGUGUGUUAAAUUCGCUUUCUGGCGGUUGAGGCGUAGGUAGACCGCAGUCAGUAACUCAUUCUGCCUACCAGUGCGAUAGGCAAAGCAAAGUUUCAGCCAUUCUCUUCUACAGUAAAACAACAUAUAGGACCUCUUAAAAAGGACGGAUAGUAUGUUGCUCGCACGAAUUAGUAUUGGUGUGUUAGGAGGGCUAAUAAAUCGUGCUAAUGGAUUUAUACAGUACUUACCGAGGUCAAUAUGACGGUUGACGUUGUUGGUACCGAGAUGUCAAGCCCAGAGAAACCUGCCUGUCUGAUGCACACUCCGCCAUUGCAUCCUAACUCAACUGACAGCUAUAUUUUUUGCCAAAAAUUGCCUUCGUAUUUAGUACAAAAUCACUUGGCUAUUAAACAAUGGACUCAGUAAUCGACAAAUUUGAUAAAUAAUAUUCCGUCCACAAAUGGGGCAUAUAUUACUAGCUUCCAUCUGAAAACAACAGUAAAGUCGAAAAAAUAUUAUAACAGCAGGCCCAGACAACUCCAAAAAUCUCUAUGAUAUAUCCACUUUUCGGUAACUUCACACGAUCACGCCACGGUCGUCUUAAAGAGAAAAACGGUUAAAUACCGCCAUCAAAUAUUAAACAGUGAUGUCUCACUAAAACGUUUUACUCACAAAUUGAAAUUAAUAACAGCUCACGACCUCAAAACUCUUGUUUCAGGUGUAAACUCAAGCGCUUAAACUGUCCUUGUCUACCUUCUAAAAAGAAGUAAUUCAAAAUAAAUUUAAACAUGACCUUGAAUAGAAUAGCAACAAAUGCAUGUCUAGCAGUGAAUAGAACGAUCGCUGUCAUCCAUUUAUGUCUAAUGGGUACACACCGGACCUCGUCAAAAUGUACUACCACGGGUCUAAAGCGCCAUCGAAAACAACCAGGACACAAAGUUGCCCACAUAUUCGGCGACCUCUGCUCUCCUGUGCACGUCGGUUACAACGUUUGAUACUUGGCGACCCGUCUUCUUAAACAUAAACGGCUGCCCGGCCGCAUGAUCCCCUACCGCUCGUUCCUGUGUUCUUACUGAAAAAUGACCAUUGUUUCAAUUGGGAGACAAUCGAGGUUAUUAUGACUCCUGUCAGACGUUUUGGUUUCUCUUGACUCGGCCCUUCAUCGUCGAUAUUUCUAAGCAGCUUAUUGAACGAAGGGUGAAUUAGUCAGUCCUAUAAAUGAGUCACACUGGAUGUUUCCAUUUGCGAAGCAUCGUGACAUGACAAUCGUAUAUCAUUCACGAUUUCAAUUCUGGUAGCACUUGUUCGUAUUGUGGACGUAUUGACAGCAUCUUGAAAACGAGAUAGAUACAGAUAUAAAUACUCAUCCUCUACCACAGGCACCCUAGAGAUAAACUCCAGCUGGGUAUUCGUGCUCGUGUCCUAAAUAUAACACAAGUCCAAAAUCUAACUCAAAUACUUGUCCUUAUAACCCCAACAUUAACCCUUCUAGCUCUUACGCUGACAUUGGUCCAUAUUCAAAUCCCCGUGAUUUGGCACGUUAUAAGCUAUUUUAUGGGAAUGCUUUUAAUUGUACUUUUGAAAAAAAGGGAAAGCGCAAAUGAAGAACAAAUUCCUAGCUUUACUAUGAAGUUACCGGUUUCAAAAUACUUCUGCGUUCCCAAUUGGACCUCAAAGUAUAAUUGACGACACGAUUCCGUAAUCAAAAAAAUAACUAGAGUUUUAACUUUAGUUUCAAAUCACCUGCUCCAGAAUGGUUGGGAUUCUUUGACUGAAAAUAAUAUGGCAACAAGGCGAGUGAAAAAAUUAGAUAAUACUCACAUUCUUUAUUCCUUAAAACUUCAACCUCCUGAAGAAGUUGUUUUUUAACACGCCGCAUUGAAGCAAAACUUUGGUCAGUUCAUUAGAACCAAAUAAACAAAUUAUGGCAUGCAUUUAGACGGGUUUUUCUGGAAAAUACGAAAACUUUGUUGCAAUUUUGCUGCGAGGGGGCGUUCUAACUGAUUUAGUAAAUUGCUAUACUAUUUUAUGACUGUACAUUUGAAUAUGAAUGCAGUGUUUUGGUAAAAGAGCAUAGCCUAACAUUCUAUACUAUUCCUUAGAGGAAAAAAGACUUUGGACCUUUAAAUCAUGUUUUUAAAUAAAACUUUAGAAAGGCUGGCACUAAUUUGCUCAUAGGAUUAAAAGAUGACUCCUAAGAAAUAGUGAGGUGGGAGAUGUGGUCAUAAGAAUAAGAAACUAGUUUGCAUUCCGCUUCGAAUGCAGACUUGGACCUACCAUCAGAGACAACGGCAUAGAAGGGCAAGGCAGUAAUUACAGAACGUCAUCGUCACGCAACUAUAUGUCGGUCACAAAUAUCAACUUUUCGGCGACCCAAAAACUGAUACGGGGCAGUGACAACUUGUUUAUUCGCACACAAGUCAUUAAAAAGCGUAAUUUUAUCACCUUUGAUGAUUGUUGACACGGAACUACUUAAUAAUAUUACUCACCGACACAGUUGCUUGAAACGGUGUUUAGCUGAAAACUUGCAGUUUGGUCAAUUACCCCGAUUGAGCAAAAUUGCAACAUCAGAUAUGGAGGUGAGGUGUCACUGCGGCUGUUAGUCGAACGUCGGCAGGUUUGUCCCGGUUUUUAUGCCACGUAAUGACAGAGUACCUUAUAGGAGACUGGAAGAUCAGGACGUCCGUUGAUUGAGCUGGCAUUUGACUACUAGGCCUCAGGCUAGUCGUCUUAUCUUUGAGCCAUCGUGGCUUACGGUAGGUGCUACAGGAGGGUUAACGACUUGAACGGUUUCUUCAGUGUGCACUACAGCCUGAGAGUUUAGAUCCAGCCUUUGCUGGUCACAUUUUUGCGAAUCCUCACCGCGGGGGAUAUCAGGCCGUCGCCCUCUCGAUUUCACCUUGACAAGGCCUGUAAAGUAUCGUCAAUCCAAAAAUAAAUAACACACUACAUAGUCAAUUCAGAGCAGCAGUUGCCUGUCACUUUAUGCAUUCAUUCCCUGAUUUGCAGACAAAUAACAGAAUUCUGAAAAAUGUUCAACCCGAUUCAACUAACACGCACUAAUCUCUGUUAUCACUCCCACAAAAUUAAUUGCAUGAAGUUCUUGCUUCAGCCUUUUUUUAAGUUCAAAAACGGGCAAUAAAUGAACGAAAGCACUAAUUAUAGGGUUGUACAAUGGUGUCCCGUAUCAUAAUUUGAACAGAGCAGAGGCAGUAAAACAUGGACCAAGUAAUGCCAGCGUAAUUUUUAAGACCUCCCGUCCAUCCGCGGAGGAUACUCUAUAAUUUCCAAGCUUGCAGUAUGAUUAAAAGCAUUCAAACACAAACGGGCCGGUUAGGCGUAUAAAAGACAGGGGACUUGGGUCAUACAUGCGGUAGGCUUGGUAAGAGGGGGUUUGGUAUUGUUGAACCAGCUUCGACUAUCGCUAAGGGUUUCAAAUGUGAUUGGGGCUACACAGAGUGCAGCAGUAGUCAACGACGUGGGCUAGGGAUUAGAGGAUAGGAGAGGGUUAAUUCCUCUCUCUAACUUGCGAUAUCAAUAAUGGUUGGACUGUGCACGAUACCCUUAAUCUUUUCUUGGCGUUAAAACAAAAACACUGCUGUUGGGUGCUGUGUCUGCCCACUAUCCACUGUUGACUUCAGCAUGACGUCGAUACCUGAUUUUCGGCUCACAGUGGUCAUCUGAGUAUAUGCUCAGUCAACCAAAUCAGCACAUUCUUUUGCCCAUUUACAAUCUCAAAUCCACGCAAACUCAUAAGCACGGCUUGAUGUGGUAAACAUAAGAAUAUUUGAAUAGGUCUGAGUAAAACAUUUAUAAUGGGGUCUAAAUCAAAAAGUAGCAUGUGGUUUAUGUCUGCUCAAUCGUAAACCAGAAACCAUCACUCGACGGGUUCGGACGUGCCAUCACGCCUGGGGACAUAGUACUCACAUUUCUGGGUUCCGGGAUGAAGAGGCCUGUUCCAAUAAAAACUCGCACACCCACGACACUCCUACCUCAAACCAGUGCUAUGAGCAGUCCAACCAGAUCCCUCUGUCAUUUAUAUGCCAAUUUCACCCGUCUGAUCUAAAUUGUUUUUUUUCAUCAUUUUAAUAGUUUGAUAAACAUGCACUGAUUGUUCACACUUCGCUAAAUUAUGUGUAGCAUUUAAUUUUGUAUGUCUUGUCAUCUUUGCCUUUUUCAAAAACUUUAUUGUACCAUUUGUGACAACAGUAAAAUAGGUGCAUUCCUCUUAUGCUUACUAUGAAAGCACUUGAAAUCUUGUAUUAGACUUAAAGGUUAUUUUUGAAAGGGUAAACUAAAUACGUUCUCUUAUUUUUAGUGGCACAAAGCAUUUGUUCCCAUUGUUGAUCGUCAAGUUUUCAGAUCGACUUUCCAGCGAAUAUUUGUACGAAAGAUUAAUGCUAGCUUCAAUUAGUCGCACACUGUCAUGCUUGCAAUACGUCUGUGUAAAUUCUUCAUUUUGAGGUGCGUGACAGCAACUCCUUUAAAUCUAAUCUACGCUGUUCAAACUUUAUUUAGUUACAUUAUUUUUGUUUCUAGUCCCGACACUUUAUAUAGCUGCUAAUUCCAGUUUUAAAAUAUGACCUUAAGCGAAAUGUGUGUUCUCAUAUUUUGCGGGCAUUUGCUUAAACUGACCAGCUCUUGAAUUCGUACGAUUACAUUGAAGCCUAGAGUGGUCUGCUUAUUGUGCUUUAAGUUUAGACCAACCACCCGUUGCAUUAUUACAAAAUUUGAAAGUCCUCUGCGUGUUUUACAGGCUUAUCCUGAGUGUAAAUGGACUAAGCUAAGAGAUCUGUUCAGUUUUAAGCCACUUGUAGACGGCAAGAGAACUGGUGCGGAUGGGCAGCACACCACAUUCUACGGUCCUGUUUAUGUUUAGUCAAUCCUCUCUUAAGCAUUCAUCGAGAGACGGAGAGAACACUGGAGGACUGGGACAUGACAGGCAUGCGGCGCAGUCGCCAUCGCCCACUCGCGCACUACCAGCAAAGCCGAACGUACGCAGCGAAAGCGUUCUGCCCAGAACUUUUGUACGCUGUUAAGGCAAAAUUAGCGCAGCAGUCUGCUCGAGUUAGGGGCAAGUAUGGAAAAGUAAGGAGUGCACAGAAGGGUGCUGAGCAUGAGUAUUGCUCAUUAAAAAUAAAUGUGAGCUAGAGGUUUUUGUCCAUGACCGUUCUACUCUGUCUUUACUUUCUAAAUUGUUUCAGUAAUUCGUUAAUCAGCGAGUGUAAGAUAUUUAGAUGACUUCCACACAUUUCUAAACGAGAAAUACUAAUUUGCGCAACAGAUAACGUCCGAUUUAUAGUCCCAUUUUGAUAGCAAAGUAUUUAAUUGUAUGUUAUAGGAAAUUUAACUAAAACGUUCCGUCGCACAGAAAGCACAACGCGUAACAGGGUCAUUUUAAUGAAUGUAGUAUACUUUAUUUCUGCAGAUACGUCGUUCUUGAAUACUUUGGUUGUCAUACAUGUUAUAUUCUGCUACAUCUUAGAACUUUGAAAAAAGUCGCCUUGAGCACCCAUUAAACGAAUAUCAAAAUUGCGUUAGGCCAGCGACUGAGUCCACGAGGCGUCAUAUACUUCACGCGGGUCCAGUACGUCUUCAUUCUCUGUUCAGAUUGCAGUGAACCAUUAGUUUCAGACUGCGAUGUGCGAGUAUACAAGUUUUGUUUAACUUUUGGCGUCAUGCCAGAUCUCAAUUGCUCGUGUAUUAUUUUAUUUAUUUUUCUAAAUCCCAGGUUAUGAACCCACAUGUUAUCUUUACAGUCAUCCCACAUUCCAUCGCCUUAAAGGGAUUUACUAACAUCUACGCCCAAACUCAUGUCUUACAUUCACACCUACACCCCGCAAUAUUAAAUUACUCGCAGAUAAUAUCUCACUCGUCAGUAUUACUUCCACCGCCUAACUUCCACCUAAAAAAACACUAAAACAGACCUGUUUACUCUAACAAACACCUCUGCAUGUGCUUUAUUUUAUUGCGUCCUCAAAGGACGUUUUUUAAUGGGAACUUGGUGAGCUAGAUCACAUUGUACACAAAAUUCCAUCGGACAACAGUUUCAAUUUUAAGGUUUUGGUAACAGCAUAAGGAAAGCGUUUGACAAAUAAUAAGAUCGGUGACCUUUUUAUUUCUUUGAAAAUUAAUACGCGAACUUGUCUCUAACUCUUUGGAAAAAAAGCUUUCUAAUUCUUUCUGACGGUCCCUACGAACAUUACUUUGCCGGAUACCCGAAAACGUUAUUUAUCUGCCUAAUUAUUUGUGGUAGAAAAGCACGCUUGACCUAUGGAGAAUGAGAAGCGACGCAAUGUAUCGAUGAAGUAAGUACCGAUAUGAUCGUCUCUGAAGAUACUGCGGGACUUUUUGUACAGGCGGCAUGCCGCACGGCUUUAACAUGCUUAUGCUAAGAUCUGAAAAUUAACUAUAGAUACUAUUGGGUCGUGUCGGAUAUUUUAACCAGACUACAACUUUAUAUGUAAUCGGUAUCUGCCAUGCUAAUUGUCUUCAAAUAAUUCAUCCUAAUGAGAUAUUACCACGGAAUAUUAGAGCUCCUUGACGGUUUAAAGCUGACCGACAAACUUGUAUCUCAUUAAUCAGAGAGCUUAUUUUGUCAGGUCUGGUUUCUGACUAGAUGCUUGAAAUAGGUCCCAUCCGUAAUUAUAUUUUCCCUCUGUGCUUCUCUACGCUAUCUAAAUCACCGUCAUCGAGAUCCUGGUAAUUUCACAGUGUAUGCACUCUCUGAACGUGGGUAAUUAUUGAAAAACAAUGUGAUGUAGUCUUCCACUUGAGAAACGAUGUGGCAUGGCAACUUCCUCCAAAACCAACUUAGCUUAAGCAGCUACGUGCAUCAGUCAAGCAAGAUCGAUGGAAAUCCAAGUUGCCGCGCGCGGCGUAAAAUUAAUAUAAAUUAUGCGCGCAUGCCUUUACGGACGCGCGUAAUUUUGGAUAUGCUAGCUUUUCCCAAACGGUGAACCAAAGGCGGUCGACGGCAAGUUGCAUGUCUCGCUUGAUUAGGCCCUGCUGUAACUCCUCUUGCAUGCCCCAAAUCUACUUUUGAUUUGACCAAGCUAAUCAAAUGGAAAAUUUACAAUGUCUAACUACAAAAAGCAUUAAUUCAAAAGAAAUUUUUAACUAAAGCUAUGCACAAAACCAACAGUACAAAACAACGACCGUUUGAAGAGAGUGAUUCAUGAAGAAUAAAUUUAAAUGCGAACUUUUCACUGUGAAUAACAUGCAAUCUCUAUCUAGUCUUUCACCUAAGCAAGUUAAUGCCACACGACAUGACUUUUCUUAAUUCGUAUUGUUUCCUAACGCCGAGAGGUAAAUAGUUGAACCAACUAACCUGCCUGUGCACACUUGUUUGGUUAACAUUAGCCAUCGCCGUAACCAAAUCGGUUAGUGACCUACUGGCUAACAUUACCUUUACGAUGUAAAAAAUCUUAUCCCGGUGCGCUAUGACGACUAAAUUUUUUCUCUUCGUUAAAAACUACCUUCUUAGGUUUGACACAUAAUGCGCACAUAUCUGAGACCCAAACCAUAACUCAACUUUGGAAAUCGAACAGGAGAAUGUGAAACUGAUUAAUUGCUGUGCAAUAUCUGUCCAGAAAUUUCUGGCUUCUUUGCCGGCUCGAACAUUUCAGUGAUUAUCUAUUCAUCAUUUAUUUGGGUGUUAUGCUGGUAUUUGUUAAGUGUUCUUAUUUGUAUGUAAGGCACACAAAUUAAACAAUGGUCGUUUAAGUGCCCACUUAUAAAGCAUACGCUUAAAUACAUGUAGUCAUGCAAUGCUCAACAUCGUGUAUUUUCACCAUAAUAGGCGGGAACCUAUCUUCAAAAAAAUCAAUUAAGCAUUUUUGCACAGGUUUCCUGAAAAACAUGCAGAAUAAUUUUAGAACAUUUUGCUUUGAAGUGAGUAUCAGCAGGUGACCUGGAAGGGUACCUGCCGAUGGCCGCACGAUAGACUGCGGAAAGAAACUUCGGUUUAUGUUUUUUACUGGUCAAUAUUACGACCUUAACGUGGACUUCUGGUUCUUGAAAUACAGGUCAAAUAUUUCCAGCCAUACAACACGUGGUUUGACGUAUACUUUAUUUAUUACAACCAGUUCGACUGGCACAGUAGAUAAAAAUACCGUUACACAGAAACGACAUUUCAAUGGUUUGUUUGCAGAAGGACAUAUUAUCAGUUUAUUUCCGGAAUUAAUCAUUCCAACAUUCAAAAAAGUGAUUGAAAUUUCGUUUACCCAUUAGAAAAUUUCUCCGGAAAUAUUAUUUAUUAGGAAUCAACUUUACAUCCAAAAUAAUAAUAAACAUCAAAGGGAACAGGAAUUUUUAGAUACGUAUGUAAAUAACACUUAGCCUUUCAGGAAAAACGCAUGCGCAUCUCGUAAAAUGCUUUCUACAUCUGACUUUGAAUUUGCAAAACGCAUCACGGAAGACUCUGGUCUCAGGAUCAAUCUUUAAAAUGUGUAGGUCCUUGAAGUAGAUAACCUUGACAUAUACUAAAUAGCAGCGUUUAAGCAGAGUCGACAUUCACUUUGUUCCUGGUGUUGAAAACCAUAUGACGUCGGUGAGAUUAAUGCUGACAACAGCAAGGGGUAGUCUUGAAUACAGCCAACAGUGUAGCCACCUGAGCUAGGAGGCCCCACCGGGAACCAUGAAUUCAGUUACAAGCUCAGCCUAUUCUGAGGCAUGGAAUCCACCGAAUUUAACUGCCAUGUCGGAUUUUCAAAGUAAUGAAUCUAGAACUUACUAGGUUUCUAUCAGACUCAUUUAAUGAAUGCGCGUUUUAGCAGAUUUGGAAUAAGCCAUUAUGACCCAGCGUUGCAGUCGGCUGUGAGGGUAACUUGACGCAACUGAAUUAAGUUUCACUUGUUUAAAUCAAAUGGAGUUUUUCAAAAUCUCCUGAAAAACUUAUUAAUAGAAUCGAGAUUAUCGAACAUGAUGGAUUUAUAAAGAAAAACAACUUUUGAAGCCAAUUACUUCUGCACACUAAGCAGUAAAACAGGUUUUCUAAAACUAAACAGGAAAUAAAAUAGUAUAAAACUGAUAUUGUGUCGAAAACAUUUGGUAGUUGGACACAAUUAAAAUACCCGAAGGUUUUUACGAACGAUAAAUAGAUAGAUGUUGUAAUAUCGAUGGCCACAUGACUGCGUAGAUAUAGAGAGAAGAUAAAAUAAAUAAAAUAAAGGAACUUUUUCUGAAAAGUUUUCAGAAUAUUAAAGUUCCAGUGAUAAAGGGGGGCCAACUUGAAUUAGAAUGGUCUUCUGGAUAGCUGAUGUUUGCUUACUUGUGUGCACAGGUAAGCACAAUGACAUGUCCAUACCUCGACGACACUAUGCACACAUGGUUAGGUACGCAGAGGUCUUUUGUGAAACUAUGAAAUUACUGAAGUGUAUUUCAAACCCUGUAUUUGCCUUUAUCUGAUCUUAGAUUCCCUUGAAAGGAACUUAUAUCUGGCUUGAGAAUGCAUUGGUAUGGUGCAAAAACCAUCUGACAUAAGGUCUCUUAAAUUUUCAAGUUGGAGUUCCCAUUUAACGGUGGGGCCAAAAGUAAAUAAUAGUUUCCAUUGAUUAAAAACUGAAAAGACUCUUAAAACCUUACUAACGUCAUUAAAUUCCAACAAUUUCUCGAAACUUUAUAAACAAAUACAUGCUUUACACAUGCGUAAGUUACCUUGUUGCGUGGCUUGCAGACUGUUUUCAAUGACGUCCCAUUAUCCUUUAAUGAUACAAUCCAAAUUACUAGGGACAAGCUUUGAACGUCUGACCUCAAAAAUGGGGUCAAUCAUUUUGUGACACGUUGUCAAAGAGCAUUACAGUUCUUGAUUAAAUGAUUCUACGGAACUUUUCUCGGCCGUGAAUUUUCAAUUCCGUUUUCUACGUAUUAACCUCAACGUUUGUAUUGCCUUGAUGUGUAAUUACAAAGGAAAGCCCUUAACCUUGGAUGUCGCUCUCCUUUUUGGGCGGAAAGUGCAGUUGCUUUUAAAUCAAUCUUCUUUGGUUUAAUUCAUUGCGACUCAAAUCGUCUCAGAAUAGCAACUGGUCGUGUGUCUAGUUUUCAUUUUCCAUGCUCAGAGCACUUGUUGUCUGCUAGAUUUAUUGUAGAAUCCACCCAGCUCUUCCCUUGUUAGUAUUAAAAAACACGCAUGAAGAUUUACUCUUUUAACUUUCCAUUGUAGAUACACAAUCCAAUGCGUUCUGCCACUGA